Molecule: messenger RNA, 5026 nt
Organism: Oncorhynchus masou masou (cherry salmon)
Lineage: Eukaryota; Metazoa; Chordata; Actinopteri; Salmoniformes; Salmonidae
Product: E3 ubiquitin-protein ligase TRIM9-like
Exons: 11
Coding region: 36-2165 (709 amino acids)
Cellular component (GO): cytoplasm
Molecular function (GO): protein binding; zinc ion binding
Source: RefSeq, a predicted model, not a curated record
GUGCACUGUGUGAGGAGCGUUUUAUAGAAGACACGAUGGAUGAAGAAUUAAAAUGCCCCGUUUGCGGCUCUCUUUUCAAGGAUCCUAUUCUUUUACCCUGCUCACACAAUGUGUGUUUGGCGUGCGCCCGCAAUAUCAUUGUACAGACCCCAGAAGGCGAAACACCUCCGCAAAACCGUGCCUCCGGGAACUCGGACUACGAUUAUUUGGAUAUGGACAAAAUGAGCAUGUAUAGUGAAACGGACAGCGGCUAUGGAUCAUACACGCCGUGCCUCAAGUCUCCAAAUGGGAUACGGGUGUUUCCUCCGACUCUGGUGCACCGCCACUGCUCCAUAACGUGUCCUCUCUGUCACCGUAGUGUCUCUCUGGAUGAGCGGGGACUGAGGGGCUUCCCACGUAACCGGCUACUGGAGGCGAUCGUGUCUCGUUAUCAGCAGAACCGCUCUGCCAACGUGAAAUGUCAGCUGUGUGACCGCAACCCUGUCGAUGCCACUGUGAUGUGCGAACAGUGCGACGUGUUUUACUGCACACCAUGCCAGCAGCGAUGCCACCCUUCCCGUGGACCGCUGGCCAAACAUCGAUUACUGCCACCGACCCAAUCGCCCGCGGCUGGAAGCCAGCAGAUGCCCGCCGGCACCAUACGCAAACAGGGAACGUGUGCAGACCAUGAAAUGGAGAACUUUAGCAUGUACUGCGUCAACUGCAAGACUCCAGUGUGUAUGAAGUGUCUUGAGGGUGGCAAGCACGGGAGUCAUGAUUUAAAACCUUUAGCUGCCAUGUGGAAACAGCACAAGUGUCAACUCUCCCAAGCUUUGAACGGUGUGUCAGAUAAAGCCAAGGAUGCCAAGGAAUUCCUAAUGCAGUUGAAGAACAUGCUUCAGCAGAUACAGGAGAACGGGGUGGAGUUCGAGGCCUGCUUGGUGGCUCAGUGUGACGCCCUGAUUGAGGCUCUGACGAGGCAGAAAGCCAAGCUCCUCACCAAGGUCACCAAGGAGAGGGAGUACAAGCUCAAGGUGGUGCGUGACCAGAUCACACACUGCACUAUGAAGCUGCGUCAGACCACGGGCAUGAUGGAGUACUGUCUGGAGGUGAUCAAAGAGAACGACCCCAGUGGCUUCCUGCAGAUCUCAGAUGCGCUGAUCAAACGUGUGACGUCGUCUCAGGACCAGUGGGUCAAAGGGGCUUUGGAGCCUAAGGUGGGCCCUGAGUUUGACCUGACCCUGAACACAGACCCCCUGCUGCAGACCAUACUACAGUUGGACUUUGUCCAGAGCAAAGAUAUACAGGAGACUCCAUUAUUGAAACAAAUGCAUGCAGGUGGAUUGAAAGAGACGGAGAGCGCAGGAGUGGAGUCUGCCACGGUGCCCCCGGCCCCCCUGCUGCAGCUGGAGAAGUGCUGCACCCGCAACAACAGUGCCACCCUGGCCUGGAGGGUCACUGUGCCCCCUAGCCACCCCAUCGAAGGCUACAUCCUGGAGCUGGACGACGGCAACGGGGGUCAAUACAGGGAGGUGUAUGUAGGGAAGGAGACUGUGUGCACUGUGGACGGCCUCCACUUCAACAGUUCCUACAACGCCAGAGUCAAGGCCUACAACUCCCCCGGAGUGGGGCCCUAUAGCAAGACUGUGGUGCUGAAGACAUCUGAUGUGGCCUGGUUCACCUUUGACCCCACCUCGGCUCACAGGGACAUCAUAUUGACCAAUGAGAACCGGACAGUGAGCUGCAACAGCUACGAUGACCGUGUGGUCCUGGGGACAGCCGCCUUCUCCAAGGGGGUCCAUUAUUGGGAGCUCAGGGUGGAUCGCUAUGACAACCACCCGGACCCUGCGUUCGGGGUGGCGAGGAUCAAUACGAUGAAGGACAUGAUGCUGGGGAAGGAUGAUAAGGCCUGGGCCAUGUACGUGGACAACAACCGCAGCUGGUUCAUGCACAACAACUCCCACACCAACAGGGCCGAGGGGGGCAUCUCCAAGGGUGCAACUGUGGGCAUCCUGCUGGACCUGAACAAGUACACUCUAACGUUCUUCAUCAACAAAGAGCAGCAUGGCCCCGUGGCCUUUGAGAACCUGGAGGGAGUCUUCAUGCCUGCUGUCAGCAUCAACAGAAAUGUCCAGGUGACCCUACUAACAGGAAUGGAGGUGCCAAAGAAUAUUAAGCAGCAGUAGCCUCCCAAGGUGUCUAGGCACAGUCCCACCAAUGUCAACAUGGAUUCCUCCUGCUCCAGCCCCCCCCCCCCCCCCUUAGUACUACUACUGUUCAAUGCCUAUGAUCAAAUAUCACCCUUAGAGGGAAUAUUAUAUACAAGGGACUUUUGUACAUCAAUUAUAUUGUUUUUAAAAAUAAUUUUCCAAGUCUUAAUUUCAUCUCAAUCCGUACAAUCAGAUUCUGUGUUUACAGUCAAAAUGCCACCGGGUGCUUUAAUGAAGUGCAUCUCUGAAACAAAAUCCCAUACAAGGGUAGAGUCAUGAGAUGCCCUACAGUACAAUGUCUCUACUGUAUUCAUCUUCUUCUCUCAGGUUAGUUCAUAGAGAGUUUGUAUACCCCUAUUUCUUUAGAGGAAACUGAACGUCAGCCUAUCUAACUCACAAGUAGAGAUGAAUAGAGCGUUUCUCAGACAUAUUAUUGGUGAUAUACUGUACUAUCUUUUCAACUUUACAAAGCCUUGCCAGAGUUGGAGUAAAUUCAGUUUCAAUUCUGGUCAAUUGAAAAUGACGUAUUGGGGAUUUUAUAUCCUAUAAAUUCAAUUUCAUGAAAUUGAAAUGGAUUUCACCCCAGCCUCACUUUCAAUAAGAAAGCGAGGUCAGAUCAGUAUAAAGGACAAAUCAGUAUAAGGGACAAAUCAGAGGACAAACUGUAUCUUAUCAAACACAAAAUUCUGUCGCUAGAGGACAAAUCUUGGUUCGAAGUGAAGCCAAACCACUGUGACAUUGAGAUGUAACAUUGCCAUGUAUUAUUUUGUCAAACGAUCUACAUACAGUAGAUAGUAUCUUCUUUCAAAGUAUUUAUUGUUUAAUGCGUUGACUUUUACUACACUAUUGAAAUAUUUAUUAAGAGGGUGUAUGCUCAUGUGAUGUUUGAAUGAACAGGUAUUGUUAAAGGUAUUUUAAAUCAGUUAAAAGUAUUGUAUUGACAGACCACCAGAGGGUCAAGUUUGCAUGAUAUGUAAGGAAACUGUAUAUACGACUGUCUCCCAAGCAUGUAUUCUAAGCUAACUAGUUUACUUAAAACUCUAUCUGUAUAUAGUAAAACAAUGCACAACAGUGCUAUGCGGAAGCCUUUCAAACAACCUAUUACACUAUAAUAACAGUUUGCCCCCUAGAGUUUGAGUUAGGAUUAUAGCGUCACAUUAAUUUCCCCACAGUAUGUAUUUUACCUUUAUGUGACAAGUUAAAUCAUUUUAUGGGGCUAAAGCAUAUUAAUAUGACAUGUCAGAUGACAAAAUGAAUGAAGAGGGUUAAGCAGUGCAUUUGGGAUUUGUCAGAGGGAAUCUUUAUGGAAUUGUAGAUACUAGGCAGGCUUAUUAUCCCACAUUUACAUUUGACCAUGUCUUCAUUAUGUUUCAGUUCACACACUGGUAUAUCAUUAAUCUGCAUUCGAUGCAGUUAGGAGUUUUGUACUAUAUUAUUUAAUUAUAAUUUUGUGAACAUCUUGAUCUCUUUCUGCUACUAAAAGUGUUGCUUCAAAGUAAUGUGCCCUUAAUCCAAAAUGGUAAUAUGUUUUUCGAUUAAGGAUACCAAAGCUAUUGCCACUAGAGGAACAUUCUGCUCAGAGUCUGUGUUGAAGUACUGUGGUACACUAUUGGUGAAAAUGAUUUGUACUGCUCUUGUAAUAUUUUCUCUUUGUAAAAACACCAAAUAUAGUACUGGCAUUUUUUAAUAGUCUUUAAAUCUAAUAUGGGGGUUAUUUAGCUGUGUUAAUGGUGUUUUCUGAACAGAACCAUUGCCUUGUACAUUAAACAUGUUGGUAUGAUGUAGAGCAGACUGUCUGAUGGAACUAAAGUAUGUCCAAAGCUAAAACGUGGAGAUGACCAUUCCCGGGGUAAAUAAAAUGGAUGGGAAAUGUACAUGAAAUGUUGACAGCUGUUAGGCUGGACUGAUAAUUGGCUAGAGCCAUUUUGUAUAGAGACAAGCCAAUGCAUCAGGUUCCAGCAUGUAUUGAGUUAUUAAGUGGCUCCAAGUGAAUGUUGUCAAUUACAGAACUGUCCCUUUUAUGAAGACAUUCGUAUAAAACUGAAUUAGUGCUUGUGACGGCAACUACAGUAUAGCGAAGUGUGAGGUGUAACAAAACCACAAAAGGCAAACAAAAUGGUGUCCAUGUAGCCUCUCAGCAAUCAUUAUGGAAAUGGCACAAAAAAAAAACACUGCAGGUGCAGACCAUAAUAUCAAAAGAACCUUAGUAGUAAAUGCAGAUAGUAGUUUAUCCUCUCUAAGUGUUGUCUAUUUGUGUGUUUGGCAUGGAUUUCCCCUCCCCAACAUGGUAGCCUGCUUCUGAAUGUGAACCCCCCCAAAAAUAACAAAAAAAUAGUGCUAGAAAGUCACUAUUGUCAGAUUACGUUUGCAUUUGAAUCUUUUUAUUUUCCCCAUAUUUACUGUUCCCACCCUGACUAUGGCAUGUGGGGGGAGGAGAUGUUGCAGUGUCUGUGGGGCAUCUCUCUUCUAAAGGCAGGCACGUAUCUCAUGCCCUGGGGUGCCUGUUGCCCUCACUGCCACAUUACCAGAGAACUAGGCUGGGUGCACCACCAAACCUCAUGGGGAAUGUCAACUGGUCCUAUAGGACACUGUAUCUAUGUCCACAGUAUGUGUCCACAAAAAGCUGUGCUUCUUUUUCUCGAAUUCUGUUCAUGUGUAUGUAUGUUCUUUAGUUCUCAUCUCUCCUACAAUGUAAACGUUUUGUACUUCUAAGUGGUUUGUAUAUGCAAUGCGUUGUACUUGGCAUUGUUUUCAUAUUAUACAGUGUAAAAGAAAAGCAAAAAGCAAUGUAUUUUUUUUCCUUUUUUAAAAUGAAUAAAUGAGUAACUGUGAUGGAA